UUUCAAUAUUUCGCAGUUUGCGCUGGGGAGUUGUGAGGGAGGGUUGUGAAAAUGACUGGCGUGGAUGAAAUAUUAAAUUAUCGUAGAAAUCCUGACGACGAUUUUUACGCGCUGUUGGGUUGCGACGAAAACUCUAGCGUGGAGCAAAUAACUGCGGAGUACAAAGUGCUUGCUCUGCAAUACCAUCCUGAUAAGAAUGAUGGGGAUAAGGAUGCUGAAGCAAAGUUUCAAAAAUUAAAGGAAGCAAAGGAGACUUUGUGUGAUCCUUCAAAGCGAGCUCUGUACGACAAGUGGAGGCAGAGCGGCAUUGCCAUGGGCUACAAGCAGUGGCUAGGCAUGAAGGAGCAUGUCCAGCAGUCAAUGCAUUGGUCUAAACCGAAUACCAAGGACCGCAUGCUGGAGGGGGAGUCCGGCCGCGCCUCGGGGCCGUCCAGUUUGGGCCCGACCAACUCUGCGGCUCGACGUGCCUCUGAGGGCGGUGCAGCUCUGUGGGGACGCUGGGGCGGCGGCAACCAAGAGCCGCCCUCUGAAGUCAUCUCCAAAUUCCGCAACUACGAAAUUUAAAUUUCGAAGUUGCAUUACCCCAUCCUGAUUAUUUGUUCUAGAAUGUUUUUUUUUGGGGCGUUUCGUUAUUGUUUCUUUGUUUUUAAUAUUCUUAUAAAGAGGUUAUUGUGCCAUAACCUCUUUAUAUUUUAUGAAUUAUUUAUAACUUAAAAUUAUGUACUUAAUAAUUGUUUAUGAUAUUGUAUUUCAUCACGACUAUGUGAUAAUUAAGCCAGGCUGUUGCUAUAGGUACUUGCCAUUUGACUUUUAUAAAUGUUUUCAAAAAUAUUAUAUAAAUAUAAAUUAAUGUUAAGUAUGGAUAAAAUUAGUUAUAACACGGCACAUAUUCAUCAAGUCAGCUCAAGGAAUGUUACUCGAAUGUCACUCGAUAUCUUAAAAUUUUUCAGUGUUUAAUGUUGUCUCUGUAUUUUGUUGUAGCUUUAAGAUCGACGUUAGACGCCCCAACCCUUAGUGUUAAACACUCGUAGGAAUCCUUAGUUAUAAGGUGUGCACAUUCCUAACAAAACUUUUAAGUCUGAGAAAACAUUUCUGCUGUAGAACAAUAUGUUAGUGUCUUUAUAAGAAUCUCUAUGAUAUUUUAAAUAUAUUUUUUACCCUCUUUUAUAACUAUUUUCUUACUAUAAGUAUUGUAUUAUUUUUAACGAGAUGGAGAUUGGAAAUUGUUGUGAGUUGUAUACAGGGUAUCGUUGAGAGACAGGGCUUUAAUAUUAUUUUAACACAAUGCGACCUAUUUACGUUUGACUAACUCGUGAGGACUCUUCGUCCCAAACAUGAAUGUUGUGUUCCCCGAUAGAUGUGUAGAAAAUAUAGUUAUAUAUAUGUUAAAUGUUUGAUCAGUAUUUACUUUGGAUGUUUUCAAAUCAAAUAUAUAAAUGUUGAAUGUAGCAACUAUAUAAAUAAAUUUUAAUGUCGAUGAGAAUCUCAAGAUCGCAAUGCCAAAUAUUUAUUAUAUUUAUUUUUGAUGUCAAUGAUCUAAAAAGAAUAAA
This is a messenger RNA of Amyelois transitella, 1550 nucleotides long. RefSeq names its product J domain-containing protein (gene jdp). The transcript has 3 exons. Gene Ontology annotation, cellular component: cytoplasm. Bases 52 to 564 code for a protein of 170 amino acids. The record is from RefSeq and is a predicted model, not a curated record. NCBI's taxonomy places the organism in Eukaryota, Metazoa, Arthropoda, Insecta, Lepidoptera, Pyralidae.